Molecule: messenger RNA, 1260 nt
Organism: Corylus avellana
Lineage: Eukaryota; Viridiplantae; Streptophyta; Magnoliopsida; Fagales; Betulaceae
Product: Rhodanese/Cell cycle control phosphatase superfamily protein
Source: RefSeq, a predicted model, not a curated record
AAUAACUCCUUUAUCCUCUAUCUCUCUCCCUCACUCCAAAUGGUUCUGAUGGAGUCUCUUUCAAUGGUGCUCUGCUCCUGUCCACCCGUCCUCCAAACCCACCUCAAAACCCAGAAACUGGCCAUCUUCAAACCCACCUCUCCUCUCCCAAACUCCAUUCCCAUCCCCAUUUCCACUUCUCGCCAAACCCAAUUCCCCGCCGCCCACAAAACCCCAUUCCAAAACCAUCUUCAAAAUCCAACAAAAACCCAUUUUUCUUUCGCUCUUCUCAACCUCCUCACCCCUCUUCCUUCCCUUGCUUCCGAGGCUGUUGUCUCCUCCACCGACCAAGUAUCCGACAAAAUUAACCUCGAGUCAAUCGUACUUGCAAUUGAUGACUUUCUCACCAGGAACCCUUUUUUUGUUGCUGGGUGUACCUUCAUUUGGCUGGUUGUCAUACCUCUCACCGAAGAGUACUUGAGAAAAUACAAGUUCGUCUCUGCCAUUGACGCAUUUAAGAAACUCCGGGAUGACCCCAAUGCGCAGCUCUUAGAUAUUAGGGACAAGAAGACUUUGAAGUACAUGGGGUCUCCAAAUUUGACGAUUCUGAAUAAGGGUGUGGUGCAGGUUGAGUUUUCUGAGGGAGAUGAAGAUGGGUUUGUGAAGAAGGUGUUGGAAAGCUUUGGAGACGUGGCAAGCACUGUGGUCUGUGUUCUAGACAAUUUUGAUGGUAAUUCCAUGAAAGUGGCGGAAUUGUUAUUCAAGAAUGGUUUCAAGGAGGCCUACGCAAUCAGGGGUGGAGUCAGAGGUGAAAAGGGUUGGAUGGCGAUACAGGAUUCUCUUUUGCCACCUUCUGUGCAUAUCUAUCCCAAGAAGAAAGUUAAAACUUCUCGAAAACGUAGGAUGAAUGGAGGAGUUAUUCAGCAAACUGAAGAUACAAAUAAUGCUACCUCUUCUGCUUAUAUUUCUAUAGAAGAAAAUUGGAAAAAUGAUGGUCAUCUAAACAAGUCAACAGAAUCCAUACCAGACAUGAAAAGUGGUUCUUGAUUAUCCUCUCCCUGUGGUAAUGAUCCAGACCUAAAACCACCAUUUUCCCCUACUUCCUAAGAGCCUCAAGAUUGAUGUUGUAUAUCUCAAGCGGCAAAUCCUGUUGGGUUGAACCUCAUUUCAUUUUUUUGGCUACUUAAUUUGUUUAUAUAUAUCUUAAUUUUUAAUUUUUUUUUUCAUUAGUGUCUGUAUUGUGGUUAAAUUAUUCCUUAAAUUUCCAAUUUUGACAAUAAU